Molecule: messenger RNA, 4038 nt
Organism: Octodon degus (degu)
Lineage: Eukaryota; Metazoa; Chordata; Mammalia; Rodentia; Octodontidae
Gene: Znf804b
Product: zinc finger protein 804B
Exons: 4
Coding region: 1-4038 (1345 amino acids)
Cellular component (GO): nucleus
Source: RefSeq, a predicted model, not a curated record
AUGGCUUGUUACCUGGUCAUCAGCUCGAGACACCUCAGCAAUGGGCACUACCGGGGCAUUAAAGGAGUCUUCCGAGGACCCCUCUGCAAGAACGGAUCUCCCUCUCCGGACUUUGCAGAAAAGGAGAAGUCCACAGCAAAGGCCCUGGAAGACGUAAAGGCAAACUUUUACUGUGAAUUAUGUGACAAGCAGUAUCACAAACACCAGGAGUUUGACAAUCAUAUUAAUUCUUAUGAUCAUGCUCAUAAGCAGAGACUGAAGGAAUUAAAACAACGAGAGUUUGCUCGAAAUGUAGCAUCCAAGUCCUGGAAAGAUGAGAAGAAACAAGAAAAAGCACUUAAACGACUCCAUCAGCUCGCUGAACUACGGCAGCAGUCUGAGUGUGUUUCUGGAAAUGGACCAGCCUACAAAGCCCCCAAGAUAGCCAUAGAAAAGCAAAUCCAACAGGGAAUUUUCCCAGUUAAGAAUGGCAGAAAGAUAUCUUGCCUGAAGAGUGCUCUUCUCCUUAAGGGAAAGAAUAUUCCCAGAAGCGCUUCUGACAAACAGCGUUUCACUCUGUCAAACAGACACCAGUUACCUUCAGACAGAUGUUGUUUGUUUGGUAAUCGGAUACCACACACACCUGCAGAACUCAGCACUGCAAAUCACAGGACUGGAAUUUCAUUUUCAUUUUCAAAAAAAGUGCAUCUUAAACUAGAAUCCUCAGCACCAGUUUUCAGGGAGAACACAGAAGAAACCCAAGACUGUAACAAGUCACCUACAUAUAAAACAAAACCAAGUGUGGAGAAAUGUGAAUACUGCAGGUUUUCAAAGGGGGAGGUGCACGUCACUAAGCAAGAAGAUAGAAGCAUUUCACCGCACCCUCUAGAGAGUGUUUUCCACAAUACUUUUGCCAGGAGCUCUAAUAUUUUGAAAGAUAAAAAUGAUUCUAUUGAUGAGGAUUCAAUUGGCAUUCAGACUUCUUUCUCUAAAUCUAACAUUCAUCUCACAGAUGAAGAUUUUAUUCCUUUCAAUAGAGAGAAAGAAACUAAAAAUACAAUGAAGAACACUUCAGAAAACUGCACUGACCACUCAUGCCAAGAAGGUGUCUCCUUCAGCUCAGCAAACAUUUAUAAGCACAGUGAUGCCAGGAUAUUUGAAUGUCUAGAUGACUUUUUCUUAUCAGAACUGAGUGAACAAAAUAAUGCAGUACAUUUGAAUGGCAAUUCCAGUAUGGAAGACAAAGGAAAAUCUUCAAGUGAAAAUGAAAAAAAUAGCACAAAUAAUCAAAGAGUUCGAAAAGAAGGGUAUUUCCACAAUGUGACGUCCAAGCCUUUGUCUUUUCUCCAUGUACAAAGCAGGGAUGGCCACACUACUCUUCAGUGGCCUACUGAACUUUUGCUCUUCACAAAAACAGAGCCCUGCAUUUCUUAUGGGUGCAAUCCAUUAUAUUUUGAUUUUAAACUUUCUCGGAACACAAAGGAUCCACAUAAUCCAGAUGAUUUAGAAGCAAAAUUGGGCAAAGAAACCUUGGAAAUGAAGACAAAAAUAGACAGUCAAGACUCAGGUUUAGUUAAAGGCCAACAAAAAUUUAUCCAAGAAGAUAAUCAAUUCCUGAAACCAAAGAGGAUUAGAGCUAAUACAAAUUGGGAAAAUUUCCAGAGAAAAUACAAUUUGAGUUGCAAUGAUUCAGAACCUAGUAAAAAUGACCAUAAUUUUAGUGCAAGCAAUUUGGAAUUGAAACUUCCUGAAGUGCCUGCUUACCUUGAUAUGUCUCUAAAGGACUGUGAGGGAAGGAAUAAUAAUGAUACUGAUAAUGAAUUUAAGGAAAGUUCAAGGCCCUAUUGGCAAAGCUGUGGAGGACUAGGUCUAAAUGAUGAAAAUGAAGACUUGUCCUUUCCCUCCCACAUCUCUAGGACUAAGAAGCAUAAGCUAAUUUCCUGCAACUCUCAUUCAGUGUUUGAAGAGAAAAAACAAUUCACCUGGAAUUCUAGCCCUUAUGUUUUGGGGAGUCACAGCGACCACAGGAAGGACUUUAGUGUAAUUUGGAAUAGCAAUAUCAGCAUGGCCCAUAGUGUUUCUGGCUGUGGAGACCAAAGCUACAAAACAGGUUCUCAGUUAACUCUGAGGGGACAUUCCAGCACCUUGGACAAAUCCCUGAGCAGUGUGUCCAGUCUGAGAAAGAGUUGUUCAAGUCAUAAGUCUACUAUUAGCAACAACUGUGAUCUCCUCUAUAUUUGCGAAAGAGAGCACAGCUCUGUGGAGAAUCACAAAUGGAAGCACAGAAAGCGCACCUGUCUCUGUUUGUCCCGUGAGAUGACAAAGAACAGUUCCCUGCAGUCUGAAAUGCAGAGAGACAGGAACUGCAAAUUGUGGGCAUCGUUGAAAAAUAAAAAAUACUUAAAACACAGAUACUGUCACUGCCAAGGACAAUAUAAGCUGAGUAAAAGUAAAUCAUUUUCAGGGCUAAAAUCUAUGAGAAUCAUCCACUGUGAUUCCUGCUCACAGGUUUCCUGUGCUGGAAACAGUGAAAAAUCACCUGAUUUCCAGAGACCUAAGCACAGCAGAUUGGGCUGUUAUUCAAGACAGAGGAUUUAUUACUUAAAUAAAAGCAAGCAAAGUCAAGAAUCCUUGGUCAGCUGUCAUGUUUGUGAGCAGAGGAAAGCUGUGCAGAGGCAGUGUGACUCAGGGACUCUCAGCUAUCUUCUGCAGACCUCUUCCACAGAACCUCCCAGAACCACAGAGCCCACAGUUUCAGGAGAAAUGAAGAGCCUCCUGACAGCCAAAAGCCUUUUAGAAAGAGUACAAGCAAAGAAGUGUCAGGAGCAACCAACAAAUGUUGAAGUAUCUUCACCCACUUGUAAAAACAAAUCUGAGGAUCAUUCACAAAUCCAGUGCACAAGUCAACUUGUACCACAAAGCUGUAACGAAUCAACACUGCUGUUGUCUCAAAAAAACCAACAUAGGAGUGAAAGAAAAAAUGAUAAAGGCAAUGCAGUUCAAAGGCUCGCUAAGAAAGAUAAACUCAAAAGCUCACAGACUGAUAUUCGUACUGUUUCAGCAGAAAACGACUCACAUAACCAACGUGCUAAAGGCACAAUUCAUGCAGCCACAGAGUUUUGGUCAUUAAACAGAAAAAAGAACCCAAGAACAAAAGAGCAAUCAAAACCUAUAACUAGUGAGGACCAGGCUUUUCUUCAAAGCCUUGACCCAGUACCAAAUGAUUUCCCGGGUGCUUUUCUGUCUAAUAGAUAUACUAGUGUAACUGAUUCAACAGAGACCAAAGAAGACCAAAUAAAUCUAGACGUACAGGAUGUAAGCAUGCAUAUGAAUCAUGCAGAGGGGAAUGUAAACACUUACUAUGACAGAACUGCGCAGAAGCAUGACAAAGUGGAAGACGAAUUACAAGUGUGUCAUAAAUCUCUCUCGCCCCCUUUAAUUCAACAGCCCAUAACAUUUUCUCCAGAUGAAAUAGAUAAAUAUAAGCUUCUGCAGCUACAGGCCCAGCAGCAUAUGCAGAAACAGCUCCUUUCCAAACAUCUUCGAGUGGUGCCUGCCACAGGGCCCACAGCCUUCUCUCCAGCCUCAGCUGUGCAGUCGGUUCCCGUCCACCAGCAUGCUUCCAUCACUGCCAUCCACCACACCUUCCUGCAGCACUUCGCUGUGUCUGCCACCAUAAGUUCCCACGGCAGUCCUCUCCCCAUUGCUCAUCUCCACCCUCUUCCACAGCCACAUUUCACUCCGGUUUCAUUUUCGACCCUGACCCCCACCCUCAUCCCUGCACACCCUACUUUGCUAGCUGGCCAUCCUCUGCAUUUAGUAGCUACGGCCCCUCUCCCCCCGUCUCAUCUAACAUUUCAGACCCUGCCUCCAUCAGCAUUCAUCCCCACAUUGUUUGGCCCUCACUUAAAUACAGCCACAGCUUCUAUCAUCCACUUGAAUCCUUUAAUCCAACCAGUGUUCCAAGGUCAAGAUCUUUUCCAUCAUUCUUUCGCCAGCCAGGCACAGCAGUUAAAUGGUGUUAAAGAAGCCUUACAUGUGGCAACUCACUUGAACUAA